CCCGCCCGCCCGCCCUGCCCGUGCCACGACGGAGCGAGCAGCCAUGAGCGACCGGGAGCAGCUGCUGCAGCGAGCUCGCCUGGCCGAGCAGGCGGAGCGAUACGACGACAUGGCGGCGGCCAUGAAAGCGGUGACUGAGUUGAAUGAACCCCUUUCAAAUGAAGACAGAAACCUGCUGUCUGUAGCCUAUAAGAAUGUUGUUGGUGCCAGGCGAUCUUCCUGGCGAGUCAUCAGCAGUAUAGAACAGAAAACCAUGACUGAUGGGAAUGAAAAGAAGCUGGAAAAGGUUAAAGCAUACAGAGAGAAGAUUGAGAAGGAGCUGGAGACCGUAUGCAAUGAUGUUUUAGCCCUCCUAGAUAAGUUCUUGAUCAAGAACUGCAGUGACAUUCAAUAUGAGAGCAAGGUCUUUUACCUGAAAAUGAAAGGUGAUUACUACCGCUACUUAGCAGAAGUGGCUGCAGGUGAAAAGAAGAACAGUGUUGUGGAAGCAUCAGAAGCUGCCUACAAAGAAGCCUUUGAGAUCAGCAAAGAGCACAUGCAGCCCACGCACCCCAUUCGGCUGGGGCUGGCUCUCAACUUCUCAGUGUUCUACUAUGAAAUCCAGAACACCCCUGAGCAGGCCUGCCUUCUAGCCAAACAAGCCUUUGAUGAUGCCAUAGCAGAGCUGGAUACACUUAAUGAGGAUUCCUACAAGGACUCCACUCUUAUCAUGCAGCUACUUCGAGACAACCUCACUCUCUGGACAAGCGAUCAGCAGGAUGAGGAAGCAGGGGAGGGCAACAAUUAAAGAGCUUUUCCCCAUCACAGCUUACCAUCAAACCCCCAUCACCAAUACUUCCUUGCCACAAUCACACUAUGUAUCUAGUGCUAAGCAUAUCUGUAUUGUUGGCACAGCUAUGAAGUCUGCCAGGUGCUGCAUCAGACAGCUCUUCAUGUAUAUUGCUGGACUGAAAGGUGUAUCAGCCCCGUUUUACUAAAGUGGCAUAUUGAUUGUGUAGAAGGAAAAUGAGACAUUUUAGUUUCAUUUGAUUCAUAAUAUAUCGGUUA
This is a messenger RNA of Euleptes europaea (tarantolino), 1047 nucleotides long. It is a transcript of the gene YWHAH, whose product is annotated as tyrosine 3-monooxygenase/tryptophan 5-monooxygenase activation protein eta. Gene Ontology annotation, biological process: signal transduction. The coding region runs from base 44 to 787 and encodes 247 amino acids. The transcript has 2 exons. Gene Ontology annotation, cellular component: cytoplasm. The record is from RefSeq and is a predicted model, not a curated record. Lineage: Eukaryota; Metazoa; Chordata; Lepidosauria; Squamata; Sphaerodactylidae.